AUGCUAGGGAUUCGAUCAGCCUGGAAGGACGAUCUGCAAUCCACCGCCGCAGAAAUGGUAUACGGUGAACCCCUACGCCUUCCAGGAGAAUUUCUAGCUAAAACAACGCCCGAAACUAGCACCACAUCGCAGUUUGUACAACAACUGCGGCAACACGUGCGACAAUUACAACCCGUACACGGCACCAGGCACGGCGAGAGGACACCGUUCAUCUUCAAGGACCUCGCAACCACAAGCCAGGUGUUUGUGCGCCAUGACGGGCCAAAAGGACCACUCCAGCAACCGUACGAUGGUCCAUUCAAGGUUGUAUCACGAGCGGAAAAGACGUUCGUGGUAUGUAUUCGCGGGAAGAACGUCAAGAUAGCAAUAAACCGUCUAAAACCUGCGUAUGUUGUUGCCGACCUGGACGACUACAACACCAACGACGAGAGGUCCAUCGAGAUCCAACAAACUCCGAUCGUUCCAGAGCAUCCAGCUACCUUACCGACCUUACCGCCACCCGUAGAUGGCACAGAUAUUCCGUGGGUUUCCUGUCUCCCAAAUCUCCUGGCUCGAGGAGUCGCUUCAUCCGUGUUUCUUGGGAGAUGCCCAGCCGACGAAUGA
This is a messenger RNA of Agrilus planipennis (emerald ash borer), 603 nucleotides long. RefSeq lists its product as uncharacterized. The transcript has a single exon. NCBI's taxonomy places the organism in Eukaryota, Metazoa, Arthropoda, Insecta, Coleoptera, Buprestidae. The coding region runs from base 1 to 603 and encodes 200 amino acids. The record is from RefSeq and is a predicted model, not a curated record.